This is a messenger RNA of Manduca sexta (tobacco hornworm), 900 nucleotides long. RefSeq lists its product as uncharacterized. NCBI's taxonomy places the organism in Eukaryota, Metazoa, Arthropoda, Insecta, Lepidoptera, Sphingidae. The record is from RefSeq and is a predicted model, not a curated record. Bases 197 to 880 code for a protein of 227 amino acids. The transcript is spliced from 4 exons.
UUUUGAUUGACACUGUCAGUUACAUGGUAAUGUCAUGUCAUUAUUUCGCUUGUUUUUGUUAACUAUACACAAAACAAAAUAUUUAAUUAGAUACCUAUGUACUGUUGAACAAUAAUUUUUUUAGUGCUAUAUAAAUCUUGUAGAAGUCUAUACCAAAUAACCGAUGAAAACAAAAAGGCCCUGGAUUUAAAUUGACAUGUCGACAGAGACCAAAUUAAGAGUAAAUGCUGCACAGACCCAACUCCUUUGCACAUUCUUUGAAGAGAAUCCAGAAGUUAUCAAAGGAUAUAAAAAGACUCCCGAAUGUGUUGAUGUUGUGCAAACGAAAUGGAAGAAAAUAACACAACAACUUAAUACUCUGGGACCUUCAAGAGAUCACAGAGGUUGGGCUAAGUACUUGUGUGAUAUGAAAGCCAAGCUGAAGAGGAAGCAUAUAAAAUGGAAACAAAACAGCAAUGGUAAAGGGGCAGUCAUGUGCAAUGCUGACGAAUUUAAUGAGAUCAAACUGAGGAUGCUACAGGUGAUGAGGAAGUAUCCCACUGACACGCAUAAAUCUCAUGAUUCAAGCCUAUCUGACCUGGAAAUAGAAAAUGUAAAAGAACCAGAUAUAAGCAAUGAUGAUAUAGAUCCUAAGAAAUCUCCUAAUGUCUCCAAUGAUUCUAUAAAUGAAAGACUAGCAUCUCCUCCUUUAGGCUCUGAAUUUGUCAUUGAAUAUGAUAAUGAUGAUUUUGAUGCAUUUGGUAAACACAUUGCAGAACAGCUACGGACCAUGCCUCAUCCUGUUGCUUUAGAGACACAAGAAAUGCUAUUAUCUAUAUUAAGAAAACAAAAAUUAUUAAAUAGUAUUUGCAAUACUAUUGAUCCACUAGAGAAGCUUUGAAUAAAAUGUUAUAAAAAGCA